Rosa chinensis is the source of this 1611-nucleotide messenger RNA. RefSeq lists its product as uncharacterized. Lineage: Eukaryota; Viridiplantae; Streptophyta; Magnoliopsida; Rosales; Rosaceae. The coding region runs from base 201 to 1277 and encodes 358 amino acids. The transcript has 5 exons. The record is from RefSeq and is a predicted model, not a curated record.
UUCAUCGUCUUCGUUGACCAAUAGUACUUCACCUCAAAUUAUUAUUUUUUUCGAAAAAGAUACAUUCUUGAAUUCUCCGACCUCUACGAGAAGCCCAGUUUGUGACUCAAACCAUACUCAUGCUAAGCAAGCACACACAAACACCCUCCUCUUAUUCUGGGGUCUUUUUGUAGUUUAGAGAAGUGGGCUUGUCUCAAAUUAUGGAGAAGCGUAUUGCUCUUUUGGUCGGGGUUUUGCUCUUGCAGCUUGUGAUUCAUUGUUCUGGUGCUGAUUUGAAGGUAGACGAUGGUGCAAAAACUGUAGUGGAUCCGAAUGUUACGGUAACAUCCAAGGGUUCAGAUAGUUCGGAUGAUAAGAAGGUCGUGUCGAAUCUGGUUUCAAAUGUUAAUGGAGUUAAGAAGGAUGGUGUUGGGAAUGGCAAGGAGAAGAGCGGUUCAGAUGGGGAAGUUGGGUCAACAGAAUCUCAUAGUGUGCCAAAGGUUAAGAAAGGAUCAAAUGAUGGGAAGAAUGGAAAGCCGAGUGAGAAAUCAAAGGCAAUGCCUAAGGAGGAGGUGGGUAAUGCCGGAAAUGUGAACCCGGUGAGAGAGGAUGGUACUACCCGUGAAGAAUGUGGUUCAGCUAAUAUGUGCACUAUUGAGGAGAACAAGCUGGUUGCGUGUUUGAGAGUUCCUGGAGAUGAUGAUUCUCCUCAUCUUUCACUUUUAAUUCAGAACAAGGGUAAAGACCCUCUUGUGGUUACCAUAUCAGCUCCUGAUUUUGUGCGGCUAGACAAAUCAGAAGUUCAACUGAAAGAGAAAGAUAAUGCAAAGGUGGAUGUUUCUGUUGGAAGUGGAGGAGCUACCAGUAUAAUUGUUCUAAAAGCAGGAAAUGGCAAUUGCAGCCUUGAUUUCAAGGAUCUAAUCACGCACAGUUCCAAGAAGGAGCCUGAUAAUUCUUCAAGUACCACCUACUUAUACCUCUGGACACACAGACCUGCCAUUGGGAUUCUAUUGGUUGCCUCGCUGAUGAUUUUGGUAUUGGCUGGGAUGUAUGUCCGAUUUAUGAAGAGGCGGGUUUCCAGCAGUGGCUUUAAAUAUCAGAAGCUAGAUGAUGUGCGCCUCCCAGUCUUGAGCAGCGAAAAGCCGGAGCUGCACAUUAAUGAUGGAUGGGACGACACUUGGGAUGAUAACUGGGAUGAUGAGGAGGCCCCCCAUACACCCUCGAUGCCGGUUACUCCUAGCCUCUCUGGCAAAGGCCUUGCCUCACGAAGGUUGAACAAGGAAGGGUGGAAAGAUUAGUUGGUUAGGUUGACUUGACUAGAACACUGAAAGAAAGGGAAAAGAAGGAGAUGAUAGAUGUAUGUUUUUGUUUAUUGAACCAUCCUUUUAUCAUUGACAUAACCAUAACCACUUUGAGAUUUUGUUUCCCUAGCAAAUAUAGUAACGCUGAAAAUGUUGUUUCCACUCACAAAGAGCCUGUGGUUGACUGGAUUCUUGGGUCUCUUGGUGAACUUCUGCCCAACACGGUGGGUGACAUUUCAUGUACAGUGACAGACUGAAAUAAGCAGGUUUUUUGUUAAAUUUUUUUGUUUUUUGUUUUUGUUUAUGAAGUGUGAAACAACCUGUUGCUUCA